CUUCACUAUGGUUUUGAACAAUUGGGGAAUCUCCUCAUAAAACUCAUCUGUUGAGUGGCAAAAUUUGGAAAACGAGUUAAUAUUUAAAAUCGUCCCUGAAAGAUACCUCGGUCUCCAUAUGAGUCCCUGAAUGAUAAAUUUAAUCAAAAUCAUCUCCGAAAGGUGUCGAGCAUAACCACGUUAGUCCUUCCGUCAAAUCGUCUGCUGAGCUGGCUAACGUCGGGUGACGUGUACCGUGAAGUGCCUGGGUGGCUGAGGUCUACGUGUACCAUGGGGUUGCUGACAAGGUAAGUUCGUUUAAAGAAAUCAAAUCAGUCCCUCAAUUUGAUGAACCCUAAUCCUAAGUGCGAUGAUAAAUAAGUCGCAUUCUGAAAUUGUUGGAUGGCUGGGAGGAUGGAGACGGGAAAUGGAUGUCGUAGUGGUGGGAUAUCUCUUCGGUCACACGAGAGUAACGGUUCCAGUGCUUCGAUGCGAAUGAGGAGGAAAAGUCAUGAGGAAGCAUGUUUCUGCGGGUUGAAGGCUGUGAUAAAAAAAUCUGGGACAGCAGAGAACCCACACAGAUUAUUCUACGCAUGUUCAAGGUACCGGAAGGACAAUCACUGUAAUUACUUUAAGUGGGUUGAUGGUAAUGACUGUGAAGCAGUGGUUGAAGCAGGUGCUAAGGAAGAUUCCAAAACUGAAGGAGGGUGAAGAAGGAGGCAUGGAGAAUAGAUAACUUGGAAGCUGAAGUUAGAUAUUUGAA
Messenger RNA from Arachis ipaensis, 742 nucleotides. NCBI's taxonomy places the organism in Eukaryota, Viridiplantae, Streptophyta, Magnoliopsida, Fabales, Fabaceae. The record is from RefSeq and is a predicted model, not a curated record.